This is a messenger RNA of Tuber melanosporum (Perigord truffle), 2538 nucleotides long. RefSeq lists its product as uncharacterized. NCBI's taxonomy places the organism in Eukaryota, Fungi, Ascomycota, Pezizomycetes, Pezizales, Tuberaceae. Gene Ontology annotation, biological process: transmembrane transport; intracellular calcium ion homeostasis; monoatomic cation transport. The transcript has 5 exons. The record is from RefSeq and is a predicted model, not a curated record. The coding region runs from base 1 to 2421 and encodes 806 amino acids. Gene Ontology annotation, cellular component: membrane. Gene Ontology annotation, molecular function: monoatomic cation transmembrane transporter activity.
AUGGCCGGGUGGCUUGUAAUGUUAUUUACGACACUUGGUAUUGCGGCGAGCGACUUCUUCUGUAUCAACCUUUCUACCAUCGCAAAUAUUCUAGGGAUGUCCGAAAGUAUGGCUGGCGUUACGUUUCUAGCAUUCGGUAAUGGAUCGCCUGACGUUUUUAGCACAUUUGCGGCUAUGAAAAUUAAUUCGGGGUCACUUGCCGUCGGCGAACUUAUCGGCGCUGCCUCUUUUAUUGCUGCCGUGGUAGCGGGUUCUAUGGCUAUUGUAAGGCCCUUCCGGGUCGGUAGGAGAUCCUUUGUUCGGGACGUCUGCUUCUUCAUUGUCGCCGUAUUAUUUGGUAUAUUCUUUCUAGCCGAUGGAAAGAUACAAAUGUGGGAAUGCAUCGUGAUGGUGAUGUUUUACUGCUUUUAUGUAUGCUUUGUCGUGGCGUGGCAUUGGGCCUCUCAGUCAAGAAAGCGAAGGAGGAGAAAAGAGAGAAGUGCUAGGGAACACUUUGUUGUGCCUGAAGAAGAAGAAACAAUUGAUGAUGAUGAUGAGGACGGUGGGGUAGGUGAGACCACCGGACUCCUGGACUCCACUCAUGAUUUCCGUGCUCUUGAGCGAGGGGAAAGCGAAGACAACGACGAGGAAGAACAGGAGCAGCAAGCGUAUGCAGAGUUAAGCAAUAGUAUGCGACUUACUAGGCCACCCAUGGAGAGGCACACUACACCAGCUACACCACAUGGAAUCAGGCCUUCUCUAGUUGGCGCUUUAGAGUUUCGAGCAGUGCUAUCCUCUCUAGAAAAAAACAAAAAUUUACAAGGGCGCCCUAUCCACCUUCGUCGAUAUUCAGACGGCCCCUUCUUAAGCUUAAACACUUCAUCAUAUUCAGCUCCUGGGUCCUUGGUUAUCCCAGGAAAUUUUGGAGACCGCCAAUCGUCCGAAGAUGACCCUGUUGCAGAUCCUAACGUUGGAAGAUCGCGUGGGCUGUCAUUGAAUGAUUCUGCUGGAGCCAAUGUUGAUCAUGAAUACUUUGGCAGAUCAACAAAUGAUUCGCCUCGAGUCAAUAUAACACAACCGACACCUCUAUCUUCGCAACUCGUCUUGGCUACCGACGGGGCAUCGUUCACUCGGGCCAAAACUCCCGACUUUCUUGCGCCACCAUCUCCGACCGGGUACCCGAGAGGCUCAAGAUACUCGCCCACUCACUCUGAACCUGCAAGCCCAAUGAGCCAGGCCUCCUCGGGCGCCCCCCAGGUCGACUUGGCAUCGGAUUCCGGCUCACAGCGCUUCACCGAAUCUCCACGGCCCUUUGGCAGCCCAUCAGCCUCUCCUCCGCCUUCAAUCCGCCUCCCUCCUCCCUCUAUAGAUCCGGCAUCAUUAAGCCCACUACCUGCAGGUAACUGGAAGGUACUUAAAUACUGGCCAUACCAUAUACUUUCUCCGCCUCAAAUUUUAUUUGGAACUUUGUUUCCCACCCUUAGAGGGUUCAAAGGUAAAUCAUGGAUGGAAAAGUGCCUUGGUUUAAUCGCGCUGCCAAGUGUGUUUCUACUUACUAUAACACUGCCGGUCGUUGAGGGGGGAUCUCAAACCAGCGAUAAGACGCCGACAGUAGUCCUCGAACCUGAAAGCCCUGCCAGCACUAUUACGGGAGGAGACCUGAUGUCUACCAAUGGCGCUUCUAGUGGCCCUGGGCAUGGAGUGAGCGCAUCAGAUGGCGUUGGCCCAAAAGAGUGGAAUAGAUGGCUAGUAGCAAUACAAUGCAUCACUGCCCCGGUCUUCAUGGUUGUCAUGUUUCUUGCAGAUGAUGAGAUCCGACUGCUGAAGCCCAUCCUCUAUGCACUUCUUGGGGGAUUGAUCGCGUUAGCAUUUUUACUUAUUCUCACCACUCCAGAGAGGGCACCGCGGUGGAGAUAUCUUCUUUGUUUUGCUGGAUUUGCCGUGGCCAUUGGGUGGAUCAGCGCCAUUGCCAAUGAGGUGGUAGGCGUUUUGAAGGCGUUUGGAGUCAUAUUUGGUAUCAGUGAUGCAAUCUUGGGACUGACCAUUUUCGCUAUUGGAAACUCUCUUGGUGAUCUCGUGGCUGACAUUACCGUUGCCCGGCUCGGUUUCCCGGUUAUGGCGCUCUCUGCAUGCUUCGGCGGCCCCAUGUUAAACAUUCUUCUGGGAAUCGGUAUUUCAGGGCUUUACAUGACAACAAUCUCUCAUUCACACAAGGAUGCAGAUUACUACCCUAUAGAAGUUUCCUCUACACUAAUCAUAUCCGCCGCUACACUUCUCAUCACCCUGGUUCUACUGCUGAUUGCAGUGCCAUUGAACCGAUGGAUGAUGACGAGAAAGAUUGGAUUUGCCCUUAUUGGCCUGUGGGUUGUGAGUACGGUUGUUAAUAUUGUUGUCGAGUUGACAGGCUUAGGGAGUAAAUGGGGAGGCAAAAUCGCGGUUUGAUAUGUAUUUGACAUAUUUCACGGAGUUGGGGCUUGGAUCAUGAAUGUGGUACUGUAUCUUUAAUGCUUUACUUAGUACUUGUUUAAGCGGUAUAAUUCGAUCAUCUCUUCAGCUGUG